AUGUCGGUGAUGCUCACCAAGUUCGAGUCCAAAAGUAACCGCGUAAAGGGACUUGCUUUCCAUCCUACUCAACCUUUGCUGGCCGCGGGCCUCCAUAAUGGCAGCAUUCAACUUUGGAACUAUCGCAUGGGGGUGCUGGUAGAUCGUUUCGAAGAGCAUGAAGGUCCCGUUCGAGCCGUACAUUUUCACCCCAGUCGCGCAUUAUUGGUAUCAGGAGGUGACGACUACAAAAUUAAAGUCUGGGAUAUACGACCACAAAACCGAAGAUGUUUAUUCACGUUGCAUGGUCACCUUGACUAUCUCCGAACGACCCAAUUUCAUCAUGAAAUGCCUUGGAUUAUUUCAUGUUCGGAUGACCAGACCAUUCGUAUAUGGAACAGCACGUCAAGAAACUGCAUUGCAGUUCUUACAGGCCAUUCGCAUUAUGUGAUGUCUGCUUUCUUCCAUCCCAAGGAUGAUCUUGUCGUCUCUGCUUCCAUGGAUCAAACUGUUCGUGUGUGGGAUAUUUCUGGUCUUCGCAAAGGUUCUCCCAAUUCUGGUCCCGGCAAUUUCGAAACAUUCGACACAUUCUCCACUGUGAAAUACGUCCUUGAGGGCCAUGAUCGCGGUGUAAACUAUGCAACAUUCCAUCCAACGUUGCCCCUUAUUCUUUCUGCUGCAGAUGACCGGACGAUCAAGAUUUGGAGGAUGAGCGAGACUAAGGCCUGGGAGGUUGAUUCUUGUCGCGGCCACUUCAACAACGUCUCUGCGGCUAUUUUCCAUCCAAAACAUGAAUUGAUAGUAUCUUGCGGCGAGGACAAAACAGUUCGAGUCUGGGAUCUGGCUAAACGCACUGCCAUCCAAACUUUCCGAAGGGAGCAUGAUCGUUUCUGGGACCUAGCUGCGCAUCCAAAUCUCAACUUGUUCGCUGCUGGACACGAUAGUGGUCUUAUUGUCUUCAAACUUGAACGCGAAAGGCCCGCAUUCGCUGUCCACCAGAACACCCUCUAUUACAUCCGCGACAAAUACGUCCGCUCCUACGACUUCGAAACUGCCUCCGACCUCGGUCUACUCAGCGUCCGCAAAUUUGGGAGCCCAUAUGUACCUCCACGGACCCUCAGCUUCAACCCUGCGGAGAAUGCUGUCAUUGUCACCAUUUCUAGUGAUAACGGGAUGUACGAGCUGACCACGUUGCCUAAACCGUCUUCAGCUCAAGGCGGAGAGUUGAAAGAUUCAAGUGUGGAUGGGAAAAGAGGCUCUGGUAUGAGCGCAAUUUUUGUGGCCAGGAAUCGAUUUGCUGUCUUGAACAAGACCACACAACUCAUUGAGGUCCGAGACACGUCGAAUUCGGUGGUCAAAACCAUCAAGCCUCCUGUACAGACGAAUGAGAUUUUUUACGGUGGAACCGCUUGCUUGAUUCUGAGCUCGACCGCUACAGUCGUUUUGUACGAUAUCCAACAGCAGAAGACGUUAGCAGAAAUCAACAGUCCGCCUGUGAAGUAUGUCAUGUGGAAUGCCGACAGCAGUCUUGUCGCUUUAAUGAGCAAGCACACGAUAACCAUUGCGAACAGGAACUUUUCGCAGCACAGCCUCAUUCAUGAAACGAUCAGAAUCAAGUCUGGUGCAUGGGAUGACGCCGGAGUCUUCAUCUAUUCCACUCUCAACCACGUCAAAUAUUGUCUUUACCAAGGCGACCAUGGCGUUAUAUGCACGCUCGAUAACCCUGUGUACCUUACCCGUGUUAAAGGCAAAACUAUCCAUUGCCUUGACCGCUCUGCUCGUCCACGCACCAUCACGUUUGAUCCUACCGAAUAUCGAUUCAAGCUUGCAUUGUUGAAGAAUAACUAUGAAGAAAUGCUAUACAUCAUCAAAACUUCGACUCUUCUUGGACAAAGUAUAAUCGCUUACCUUCAACAGAAAGGUUACCCGGAGAUUGCCCUGCAUUUCGUACAAGACAUAAAUACACGGUUCGAGCUUGCUAUUGAAUGUGGAAACCUAGAUGUGGCGCUCGAAACAGCGGAGUCAAUCGACCGACCGGAUUGUUGGGAACGCCUAGCUCAGCAGGCCCUCAAGCAGGGUAAUCAUAAGAUUGUGGAGAAGGCAUACCAGAAGACUAAAAAUUUCGACAAGCUUUCUUUCUUGUACCUUGCUACUGGAAGUACAGACAAGCUUUCAAAGAUGCAAAAGAUUGCUGAUGCCCGGGGCAAUCCCAUGUCGAGGUUCCACAAUGCGCUAUAUGCUGGAGAUGUCAUGAGUCGUAUAUCGGUGUUAAGGGAUGUUGGCAUGUAUCCAUUGGCGUAUCUCACGGCAAAAAGCCACGGACUAGAAGAGCUCGCAGAAGAGAUUCUUGAGGCUGCCGGUCUAUCUCCCGCUGAUGUUGAUGACGUCCCUUCAUUUGGGAAGUCCAGCCGCAAACCCCCGCCCGUGAUAAAUCCCACCACAGACUUUAUCUGGCCAAGCCUUUCCACCGGUGAAAACUUUUUCGACCGUGCUCUUGCUAGCGGAAGUCUUGAGAACGGAAUUGAGCCCACAUAUGUCAACGGAGACGCUGCCGCAGGUUCAUUGGCGGCGUUGGAUGACUGGGCUAAGGAUGAGGAGGUCCAUGAAGAGAUCGAUCCUGAAGAGGGCGGAUGGGAACUCGAUGCAGGCGCUGAGUUCUCUGCUUCCCAUGAAGUGCAUGAGGAGGUCGAUGAAGAGGAAGAAGAACUUGGAGCAGGUGCUACACCAGGCAUCAGCGAAAUUGAGCAUUGGGUGAAGAACUCUCCCCUUGCCGCGGAUCAUGUUGCUGCUGGGUCUUUCGAUACCGCCAUGCAGCUUUUAAACCGCCAGCUUGGAGUUGUCAACUUCGAACCACUUAAACCCUUAUUCCUUUCAAUUUACCGCUCAUCCCAUACAUAUAUCUCCCCUGUUGCUUCUUUACCUCCCCUCCAGCUUCAUAUCCGUCGCAAUCCUUCGGAAUCGUCUCUUAGUAGAGUUUUGCCAGUGGCGGCAAGAUCUCUACAAUCUAUCCGGUCAGAGUUCGCAGAUGGUGCUCGGGAUGUGGCUGGUAACAGGCUCGUCAAUGCCCAAGCUACAUUCCGCUCUGUUUUGAGAGCACUUCUGGUCGUUGUUCUCACUUCUGAUGAGGAGGCUAAGCAGUGGAGAGAUAUGGUAACCUCCACUCGUGAAUACCUGCUUGGGGUUUCAAUUGAGCUAGAACGGCGACGGGUGGCUCAAGAAGAACCUGACAAUCUCGAAAGAAAUCUCGAACUUGCCGCAUAUUUCACUCACUGUCAGCUGCAACCAGUCCAUCUGCAAAUUGCCCUCCGUAGUGCCAUAACCGUGUUCGGUAAGGCAAACAACUCGGCGCAUGCUGCUCGCUUUGCAAAGAGAUUGCUAGAGCUAAAACCUGAUGCCAAAAUUGCUGCUACGGCCCGCCAACGUGUCGCAGCAGGUGAACGUAACCCUCGAAAUGCUGUCGAGAUAUCCUAUGACGAAUUCACGUCAUUCGAAAUCUGUGCAGCAAGCUUUACAGCUAUUUACAAAGGAUCUCCCUCAGUCCAAUGUCCUUACACUAAUGCCACCUUCCAACCGCAGUACAAAGGUUCAUUAGAUCCUCUCACAGAGUUGACUGAGAUUGGUGCUUCAGCGUCGGGUCUGCCUGCCCCCUGGUAA
Messenger RNA from Lentinula edodes (shiitake mushroom), 3633 nucleotides. Its product is annotated as coatomer subunit alpha-2. The record is from RefSeq and is a predicted model, not a curated record. Lineage: Eukaryota; Fungi; Basidiomycota; Agaricomycetes; Agaricales; Omphalotaceae. The transcript is spliced from 14 exons. Gene Ontology annotation, cellular component: COPI vesicle coat. Gene Ontology annotation, biological process: retrograde vesicle-mediated transport, Golgi to endoplasmic reticulum; intracellular protein transport; endoplasmic reticulum to Golgi vesicle-mediated transport. Gene Ontology annotation, molecular function: protein binding; structural molecule activity. The coding region runs from base 1 to 3633 and encodes 1210 amino acids.